AGUUUUCUUCUUGUGAAUUUCUUUGAAUUAACAGAGGACAUAGGAGGAGGUAAGGUUAGUUUGGUUAGUGACAUGGGUAGACCAGGCUUAGACUACCUCUAUGGAAUCUGUGGGUAUGCUCUCCCAGAGAAGUUUUUCCAGAAAUCUUGAGUCUCUAAAAUUGCAUUUCCUGUAUUCUGGGGCAGAUUUGACAUGUAGAAACUACCGGUAUGUUGUUUUCUCCAUUUUGCCUUUCAGAAGGUGAGAAAUCUAGCAACUUCAUAUUACGAUGUUUGUGUGAUGUUACUCUGAGUGUAUAUCCACACCGGGCAGGCUUGAAAAAUAUGCCUGGCCACGGCGGGAUUCGAACCUACGACCUUUGGAAUACUAGCCCAAUGCUCUUCCAACUGAGCUACGCGGUCAGGACGGCUCGAGCAAGCGAUAUUUCGGAACUGAGUCUAGUUCCUUCGAUAUCAGUGUAAUCUAAUAUUUAUGAAAUCUGCUGUGUUGGUGUAAUGUACUCAGGUGAAUAAGAUGUUUGUGUGAUGUUACUCUGAGUGUAACAUCACUCAGAGUAACAUCACACAAACAUCUUAUUCACCUGAGUACAUUACACCAACACAGCAGAUAACUUCAUAUUACGUUCUCCUACUCAGAUCCUUUUUAGUGGAAGGAAAAUAAUUAAUUUGCAAUAAACUAAAUGUUUGCUACUUCUGCUCUGCCAAUGGGAAAAAGGUUAUAAUUUCCCCCCACCAAAUAUGUAUGGCAUGCUAUAAGGGUUAGAAUGAGUGUCAUAUAUGGUUCUUUUAGGAGAGUACAAAACCAGAUGCUAAGUUUGUUGACAUCAUCUGCAAUUAAUUAACCCCAAACUGUUUGGUACCAAGAUCGAAUAGGAAGCUACAUACAGAGCUUUCAAAACAAGCAGUUUUGCAGUUUACAGCUUUGCAGUUUUCUUUAAUUAAACUAAAAUGUGCAUCUAUGUCUCCUUUUUUGUGGUUUGUGUCGUGUGACUAUAAAGUAUGCCACUUUUCGGCAUACCUUAGCCACAGUUUGUGGCUACUAUAAAGUAUGCCUGUUUUUGGCAUACACUGUACCUUAUAGUCACAAACCAAGCAAUAAAGUACGCGGGAUUUCUGGUAGCCACAGUUUGCAGCAUUUGGCUACUUCAAAAUACAGUAUGCUGUAGUUUCAUGGGGAGACUUAAAAUAUUACUGCAAUGAGAGCAGUCACUAUUUAAUAAACAACCAGGGAUUGCCUAAGGGUAGCAAUGUAGAAUAUAUAUGCCAAAAGAUAAAUGGUUUUCUGCUUUCGUCGACAGGUUUCAUCUCUAUGUUUUAUAAAGCCAGUUAAUUUUUGAAUUUUGUUUCUAUAAUACAAAAUUAUAGAUAAAUGUAGACAAACAGUUUAUCAUAUGUUCAAAUUUAAAACUACAGUAUCAUUUACACAUUUCAAUGCUGUACCUUGCAGUUUUUGAAGAGGGUAUAGGGAGGGGGUUGUGAAACAUCCUGAUCAACAAAUAUAGGCAUGGCUUAUCAUAGACAGCUGCGGUGUCGAGGACAUACAACUACCUGAUACGGUAUAAACAUGCAGAACCUCUACAUUUUGAGUGAAGGCUACUAAUUUACCGAGGAACGGCCUUUGCUCGAAAUGUCAACAUACCGGUAUCUUUCUCACACCUCGGCUGUUUCUUAUCGGUGCUAACAAGUGCUAACUACACUCAAUCUAGCACCGACCAUUUGGGACUGUGGCCUGGGAUGUAGGUAAAUUCACAAAAGGUUAGGAAGGAAAAUCGGGUAAAUCUGAGAUCAACAUAAUAUCAACCGAUUUGUUACGUAAUGGUCUUGUGUGUAUUAUUUGGUAGUCAAAACAGAAAAGAAUUAAAUAUUAUUUGUGUAUUAUGUGACGUCAAUUAUUAUUUGUGUAUUAUUUGAUACCAAAAUGGUCAUUAUUUGUGUAUUAUUUGACGUCAAAACAGAAAAGAACAAACAACUUUCAACAAAAAAAUUUAAACAAAGUGUAACUAUGUCCUUACCUGUAUGUACCAUAGGUAUGUACAGUACUGUAUAAGCCUAAGAUUAAAGAGAUGAUACACCAACGGACAACUCUCAAUAUCGAUCGGUCGUUGAAUUCAUGAGAAAACACAUAUUACCAUCUUGGUACCACACUUUAUGUGGCCGAGAAUGGAGUCGGUGAUGUUUGAUCAGCAAUAUACAUCAUACAUACGUAAAUUUCCUUCAGCUCCUUAUUGACAUUAAGCUGCUGUCUGCCAUUUUUACUAACACCUAUACUUAUUUUUGUUGUUAUUUUAAGCUAUGGAAGAAUUUGAAAUUGUGCAAACUUCUGACGCUAAACAGAAAUGUCCUGCAUUUCAAGAUGGUUGUCCAUUUUCCAAACUGGAAGACAAAGCUUUGAAAGACGCAAUUGAAAAAUGUCCUGAAUUCCAAAACGGCUGUCCAUUUAAAGACGCCAAAAGUCUUGCUGAAGUUUACGAGAAGUUGUCUCACGUUCCACAUUCAGCUGGUCAUGAAAGUGAAUUAUCUGGUCAGAAGUUGGUUGAAAUGUUCAAGAAAAUGCACGAUACUUCUGAAUGUCUGGAAGAAAAGUUGGGAGAUUGUCCAGUGUUUCACAAAGAUCAAGGAUGUCCAUUCAAGAGUGUCGGCAGUGAAGAAGGCAAGCACUUGGUGGAACCAGUUGAGUCUGUUGCCCACGAUCAGGUAGCUUUAUGCUUUUUUGUGCUCUCCCAAAUUCCUGCGUGCUCAAUAACUCGAUUGAGCACGCCAAAUCAUAAAAUAAUUCUUAAUUUCAAUGGGGUUUUUUGAGCUCACCUUGAGCACCACUAUAUAUUUUCAUAAUCUUGUGUGACUGUAAAUAAUUAUCGCGUGGCAAAUUCAAUUCAAUUCAAUUCAAUUUGUUCCCACAACAAUGUGAGCGAUUAAACUGGGACAACAUUGUUUCUAAGUUAAAGUUUAUAAGCAGGGUUUAAGGAAGUGCCGCGUGCCCUGUAAAGCGUACGUGUUUUGAAAAUAUACUCUAGCUGUGCACAAGGAAAGUUCCAGUUAUAAUAAAGGAAAGUUCGGUCAUACAAAUGCGCGACGUAUAUUUGCCGCCGGAAUAUGGCGGAAUUAAUUAGUUGUUUAAUGUCCUUUGCCAGCACGUCAAGGAGGAACUACAGACGGUUGAUGCCACUCAUUUACAAGAGCAAUGCCCUGCGUUCAAAGGUGGUUGUCCAUUUUCCAAACUGGAAGACAAAGCUAUGAAAGACGCAAUUGAAAAAUGUCCUGAAUUCAAAAGUGGAUGUCCUUUUAAAGACGCCAAAAGUCUUGCUGAAGUUUACGAGAAGUUGUCUCACGUUCCACAUUCAGCUGGGCAUGAAAGUGAAUUAUCUGGUCAGAAGUUGAUUGAAAUGUUCAAGAAAAUGCACGAUACUUCUGAAUGUCUGGAAGAAAAGUUGGGAGAUUGUCCUGUGUUUCACAAAGAUCAAGGAUGUCCAUUCAAGAGUGUUCGCAGUGAAGAAGGCAAGCACUUGGUAGAACCAGUUGAGUCUGUUGCCCAUGAUCAGGUAGGAAAUUCAAGAGAUUAUAAACGUGAAGUGUCGGAGUCGUAGAGAUUUUUUGUUUAAUUAAUUUAAAUUACAAUAACAAUUUUGGAUGACUGAAGAACAACACUUACGGGGGUGCUUUUUCAUAUGGUGGUUCAAAUCAGGUACUGAACCUCGUGGCAAACUAGAAUUUUAACAUUGUUUCCUAGUCAUGUUUCCCACGCUACAUGUAGGUGGGUAAACAUUGAACACAAACGAAGUCUCGUGACAAAAUUCACACUUGGGAAACAACAAACAUCUUUAAAUUUAACAGGAAUGUUUUGGCUUUUGGGAAACAUAAUUUGUUUCCAGACCAAAUUUGAGGAAACGUUAAAAUUCAAAGUUUACGCAGGGAUUAAGGAAUUGUGACGCUGCCCCGCUGCUACGCUGUAAAAACAUGCGUGUUUUAAUAUACUGUAGCUGUGCAGAAGAAAGGUUCCUGUUAUAGUUAAAAGAGACAUAACAAUUAUAAUUAUUGACAGAAAUAUAGUAUUUGCCUCCGGGUUUAAAUUGUUGUUUAAUUUCCUUUGCCAGCACGUCAAGGAGGAACUACAGACGGUUGAUGCCACUCAUUUACAAGAGCAAUGUCCUGCGUUCAAAGGCGGUUGUCCAUUUUCCAAAUUGGAAGACAAAGAUAUGAAAGAAGCGAUUGAAAAAUGUCCCGAGUUCCGAAAUGGCUGCCCAUUUAAAGACGCCAAAAGUCUUGCUGAAGUUUACGAGACGUUGUCUCAUGUUCCACAUUCAGCUGGUCAUGAAAGUGAAUUACCUGGUCAGAAGUUUAUUGAAAUGUUCAAGAAAAUCCACGAUACUUCUGAAUGUCUGGAAGAAAAGAUGGGAGAUUGUCCUGUGUUUCACAAAGAUCAAGGAUGUCCAUUCAAGAGUGUCCGCAGUGAGGAAGGCAAGCACUUGGUAGAACCAGUUGAGUCUGUUGCCCAUGAUAAG
Molecule: messenger RNA, 4498 nt
Organism: Paramuricea clavata
Lineage: Eukaryota; Metazoa; Cnidaria; Anthozoa; Malacalcyonacea; Plexauridae
Source: the annotation of a GenBank genome assembly